Messenger RNA from Condylura cristata (star-nosed mole), 1872 nucleotides. RefSeq names its product deoxyuridine triphosphatase (gene DUT). Lineage: Eukaryota; Metazoa; Chordata; Mammalia; Eulipotyphla; Talpidae. The record is from RefSeq and is a predicted model, not a curated record. Bases 122 to 628 code for a protein of 168 amino acids. The transcript has 7 exons. Gene Ontology annotation, biological process: dUTP catabolic process; dUMP biosynthetic process. Gene Ontology annotation, molecular function: dUTP diphosphatase activity; magnesium ion binding.
CUCUCUGCCUCCUAGGGACCGCGUCCUCGCUGCUCAGCCACAAUCCGGAGCGCGGCACAGCGCUCCGGCACGGUGAUGCUGUACCGUUGCUUUGGGGACCCUGAGAUUAGAGCCUAGAGUCAUGGCCGCGGGCGGCGCCGCCCCAGAAGAGACCCUCGCUGUGUCCCCCAGCAAGCGCGCCCGGCCCGUGGAGGAGGGCACAUCGCGCCUCCGCUUUGUCCGGCUCUCCGAACACGCCACUGCCCCGACCAAGGGGUCGGCGCGAGCCGCGGGCUAUGACCUGUAUAGUGCCUAUGAUUAUACUGUACCACCUAUGGAGAAAGCCCUUGUGAAAACUGACAUUCAGAUAGCUCUCCCUUCUGGGUGCUAUGGAAGAGUAGCUCCACGUUCUGGCUUGGCUGCAAAACACUUCAUAGAUGUAGGAGCUGGUGUCAUAGAUGAAGAUUAUAGAGGAAAUGUUGGUGUUAUACUGUUUAAUUUUGGGAAAGAGAAGUUUGAAGUCAAAAAAGGUGAUCGAAUUGCACAGCUCAUUUGUGAAAGAAUUUUUUAUCCAGAAAUAGAAGAAGUUCAAAUUUUGGAGGACACGGAAAGGGGUUCAGGAGGCUUUGGUUCCACUGGAAAGAAUUAAUUAUACCAAGACUAGAAAAAUGGGGAAAUUACUUCUUUAUUAAAAAUAAAAUUUUGCUUAAAGUGUUUUGCUGUUUACUUGAACUUCUAAAAAUAUUUGGUUCUGUUGUGAUCAUGGGAAAGGCUCAUCUGUUGGGAUCACAUAGAAACUUACUGUGUUUUCCUAUAUCUGAUUGCUGUAUAAAUGGUGACCACCUAAUACCAAAUUUCUUUUUAAAAUUAAAUAUUAUUAAUUAUAGAUCCAAAAAAGUAUAUUGUUUUACAGUGCUAUCCUUUCAGCAACUUAGCUUGUUUUUUAUUGCUGUGCUCAAACUUAAGCAAUACCUUUCAGUCAAUGAACUUGAAUCUUCCACAAAUAUAAAAUACUGCAUUAACUAAACCAAAAGAUAAUGAAAGGAAGUUAACAGAAGCUUUCUUUCUCCCCUUCAUUGGUUCUAAAAAGUUUUUUCUUCUUUUUUAAUCUUAAGAUUCUUCUUGGGGGUGAGAGACUCUUCAGUUCAUUAUAUUUUUAGGUUUUUAGGAAAAAUCUUCCUUUUGGUAGACCCUGAUUUGACUCCUGCUUAGACUAAGUGGAAGGAAUUUCCAGUUGGUUUGUUCUUCUGAAUUCCAUCCGAUCAAGUAAAUGUACUAAGUCGGUUUACAUGAUUUCUCUUGCCAAAGUAGCAAUAAUAGUCUGUAUCCAAGAAAAUAUUCAAUUUAAUAGGAGUGAAAUUAAAUAAUGAUGAAAUAUGCUUGGGCCACUGGGUUUUUCCAUCACAAGUAUUUUUGAAUAAAUGUGUUUACAAUAGGAGACUGAUUAUGUGGGUUAGCUUGAUUCAUGUCUGUUGUGCCUUCUUUUAGGGUUGCUUUUCUUCUGUAUUUUUCCAAUCUAUUUGCACCAACUGGGGGUCUGGAGACAUUGUCAGUCAGCAUGCGUGUGAGAUUAGGGGUAUCAGGGGCUAGGUCACACAGGUGGGAGCUCUGGAUCUGCCGAUUUCUUGGAAGCAUGAGCCAGAGUUUUCUAUCCUUCAGUGGUUCUCCAGACCAUUUCAUAGGAAUGCCUUUUCCAGCUGUGGAUCACAAUUUAUUAUUGAGACAUGAAAUCAGCUGAGAGGGUCAUAAAAAAUUUGAGUAGAAAAAUGGCAGAGGACAACACAUGUCAGAAUGGUAAAUAUUGUGAAGAUUGUUUGGGUUCCAUAUUUAUGCAUGCAUCUGUACUGAGUCAUGGUAUAAAUUAUGUCUGCAGUCAAUAAAAUUCAAAUUCUU